AUGAUUAUUAACGCUUUAAGAGAACACAAAACAAUGAAUAAAGAUGACAUAUCUAUCUGUUCAUCUGCGACUGUUCUUGCUUCAGCUGCCAAGAUCUAUUCCAUUGGUCAAGCAUUGUCUGGAAAUGAAUCUGCUGUUUUGCCUCAUAAUUCUGCCAACGAUUCUGGCCAUGAAACAUCAUCACCAGAUUCAGCACCAACGCCCAAUGAGGAAAGAGCUGUUUCACCUGCAACAACUAAACCGGCUAAUGACAAAAUCGCAUUGUCGUCGGUUGAUAAUGCUGAAACGACGUUUCGCAUUCGAAUUGUCGCAUCUGGCACGGAACCAUUCGAUUUGCAAGUGAGUUCAGGUGAAAUGGUACAAGAGUUGCAUCAGGUUCUACUGGAACGAGAAGCAACAUGCCAUCGUACUUGUUUUAGCUUUCGACUAAACGAUGUUGCACUUGAUCAUUUUACCGAGUUGCGGAAUGUUGCUGGUCUCAAAGAUGGCUCUGUGUUGAAAGUUGUUGAAGAGCCGUACACGACAAGGGAAGCUCGAAUUCAUGUUAGGCAUAUUCGUGAACUAAUCCGUAGCCUGGACAUGACCGAUGCUAUUACUGGUACUGAUGGUGCAUCGUUGUCAUACCUUGCUACGAUGACAUUAGGUGAUCGUAAAAAAAAUAUGGAUAAAUCUUUGGAAUGUUUGCCUCCAGAUUAUAUCAUGCCUGGAUAUAGGGAACGACCGUUGGUACCAUUAUUACCGACUAUAAAAGAACCCGUAUUGGCACUAAAAAGUUUGGCAAUUUCUCCAUAUAAUCCACCAUCAGGGCAUCGGAAAUUAAAGGGUGAUGUGUUGUAUUUGACGGUUGAUACGAGAGAAGGACGGCGUUAUCAUAUCACUUGCUGUACGAAAGGUUUUUACGUAAAUGCAACCACUGAAGCAGGUUUUCAACCAACUCCUUCACCAUCUUAUAAGACCAUUCAUCACUCGUUGAUGGAUUUGCUUUCUUCAAUCAGCAUAUCAUUCAAACGAGCGAUGUCACUAAUUUUAAAGAAACGUUCAGAGAAGCAUAUUUUUGAACGAAUACCAACACCCUAUCAAACCAACUCGUGGGUAGCACCGGCUUUUCAACAAACAGAGGAUGGAAUUCGUGCAGAAGAUUGCACACAACCUCAUAGAAUCGGUCUUGAAGAUCAUAUUCCUGGGCAAAUUCGUGACUGGAACGAGGAAUUGCAAACAACACACGAGUUGCCUCGUGGAACGCUUGCUGAACGAUUGAUUCGAGGAAGAGCCAUAUUCAAAAUUCAUAGCGAUUUUGUUUCAACAGCGAUUAAAGUGAUUACACUUUCUAUGGCAGUUAUUGAUGGAAACGUUGUUGCAAUCAACCCAGCCGAUGAACCACGAACGCACAUGUUUAUAUGGAAUAAUUUAUUCUUUUCACUUGGAUUUGAUGUUAAAGAUCAUUACAAAGAAUUAGGAGGGGAUGCUGCAGCCCAUGCUGCAACAUCAAAUGAUUUGCAAGGUGUCCGAGCGUAUGCUCAACUUGAUAGUCCCAAACUUUUUACUUUGGGUAUGGUCAUUGUUGAUUAUAAAGGAUAUCGAGUAACCGUGCAGUCGAUAAUACCGGGUAUUUUAGAGCGAGAACAAGAACAAAGUGUUAUAUAUGGUUCAGUCGAUUUCGGCAAAACAGAUUACCACUCCUUGUUGUCAAAGCCCGCAGAACAGCUAAAAAUUUUGCCACAUGAAGUUUACAAUGGCAAAGAAGAUGAAAAAGUUGUAAAGUUGUAUUCAUCAUUUGAAACGAAGGGCAUCAUUGGGAAUGAUUCGAGACACUAUAUUUUAGAUCUUCUGAGGACUUUCCCGCCAGAUGUCAAUUAUCUUGAAAAUGCUGAAGUCACGAGAAUAUGUAAAGCAAAUGGUUACCCUCGUCCUUUUCCUCAUAAGCUUGCUUCGCUUAGACAAGAGCUGAUUGAAGCUUUCGUAGAAUGUCGUUAUUUGAUGUUUGUUCGUGUUGCCGCAUAUCACGUACAUCAUAAAAAAACUGAUUUGGAAACAUGUAAUACUGUUAACAAAGUUGAAGGUGAAAAACAAAUAAAAGAAGAAGUAGAAGAAGACAAAUCUGAUAAGACAGAGAGUGCAAUAAUGAAGCAAAUUAAGAGCGAAAUAAUGGCUGGCUUGGAAUCAAAUGAUUUGUCAAUGCCAGAAGCUGAAGCACCGAAGGAAAUUGUCAGUGAAGCGAUUGGUAUUAGCGGCAACAAAAUUGACGACAGUUCAAGAAAGGAAAUAUCAGACGAGAUCAUGGCAGCAGCAGCAAUGGCUGUAGGUUCAAUCAGCAAGCAUGCAUUUGAUAUAAGAUUUAAUCCAGAUUGUUACUGUGAUACAGUGCGUCAUGCUGAAAGUGAAAACAUUGGAAAACAAAAACGUUUGGUUGCUGAAGCAGCUGAAUUUUUAAUUGUACAACAGUUACCUAAUUUUAUUCGUGAUUGUUUGCAACGUUCAAUUGUGCCUCUUGAUGGUCGGUCGUUGACUGAAUCAUUACAUUCACGUGGUAUUAAUAUUCGAUACCUAGGUAAAUUGACGAAAUGUAUUCAAAAUGUGGAACAGUUGACUUAUCUCAAGGUAAUAUCCAUGACUGAAUUAUUAUGUCGAUCUGCAAAACAUAUAUUCCGUGGUUAUUUGCAACCUAUACCAACAGGGCAUGCAGCUAUCGCAGUAUCACAUUUUCUCAACUGUUUUUUAACUGCUUCAACCGAGCCUUUAUCAUCGUUUAAUGAAGAGAUACCAGUACAAAUAAAUGGCAUUAGAAAACGGGCAGCAAAACGUCGGAAACACGUCAGCAGUGGAAAUAAAGAACAUGAUGACUGGGCGCAGCUCACAUCUAGUGUUUUUUGGAAACGAAUAGUAUCUGAAUCUGAUUACCACUAUGGAUUUAAGAUCGAGGGAGAUAAUAUUGACGAAUACUUGACUGCAUUUAAAAUUCAAAAAACUUCAGUUUUACGUCGUUUUGCUCAAAUAGUCGGAAUUCAAUUGCUUCUGCGAGAUUAUAAUUUGGAAACAACUAAAAAAUCUCCGUUGUUCAUGGAAGAUGAUAUACAGAAUUUAGUCUGUGUAGUCAAGCAUGUUGAUCCAAAAGCUGUCGAUGCUCAUAGUUUGUAUCUUUCUGGACAAACGAAAGCCCAACAAGGUCAUCUGCGUGCAGGGCUUGAUUUAGUGUUAGAAUCUUUAAAUUUGAUGAAUAACGUAUAUGGUGCAAUGCAUUCCGAUAUGGCUCAAUGUAUGCGUUUACUUGCUCGUCUUUCUUAUAUACUGGGAGAUCCAGCUGAAGCCUUAUCACAGCAGCAUAAAGCAACAUUAAUGAGCGAGCGUUGCAAUGGUUUGGAUGAUGCUAAUACCAUUAUGGAAUAUCUGAAUCUUGCCCAUUUCUCAUUUGCAAAUCUUCACAUUGCUGCAGCACUCAAAUUACUUUAUCGAGCCCGUUACUUGCUAUUACUUAUUCAUGGUGAAGACCAUCCAGUAAUGGCAGAAAUAGAUGGUAAUAUCGGUGUUAUAUUGCAUGCUGUUCAAGAGUUUGAUGAUGCUCUAAAGUUUCUUAAAAAUGCUUUAAAACUCCAUCAAAAAUAUUUGGAACCGCAAUCAUUGAAGAUAGCACUUAUAUAUCACUUAAUAGCGAGGACUUAUUCUUGCAGAGGAGAUUUUCGUUCUGCACUGCAGAUGGAGAAGGAAACGUUCACAAUAUAUGCGAAAACUUUUGGCAAUGAUCAUGAGAAAACUAGGGAAAGUGGUGAAUGCUUAAAGCAUUUAACCCGUCAAGCAGUGAUCUUCCAGAAGCGUAUUAAUGAAGCUAAUCGGCAAGGGUCUAACAAUCUUGGGCAGCUUCUACCUGUUGAGAUUCACCGUCCAUCGCUUCAAAGUGUAUUGGAAGUGCUGAAUAUAUUGAAUGGUAUUAUAUUUAUUCAGCUUAAAGGUGUUUCGGCAUCUUUAGAAGCAGAUCAAGAAGGAGAACGAUUGAAAUGUGAUGGUAUUAAGAAUAGUGAUGGUGUUAAUAGUAAUUCAUUAGUUGAAGCCAAAAGCUUGGAAAAAUAUGAAAAUUCCAGCACUGAAAUUGAAGCGAAACCGAAAAGUGUCAUGAAUAAUUCUAUUAUCAGUCAUGCGAAAGCAAGGCAAACAAUGGAAGAGGUAGCGUUAGACUGAUA
Messenger RNA from Thelazia callipaeda (thelaziosis nematode), 4172 nucleotides. The record is from the annotation of a GenBank genome assembly. Lineage: Eukaryota; Metazoa; Nematoda; Chromadorea; Rhabditida; Thelaziidae.